Linum trigynum is the source of this 5947-nucleotide messenger RNA. The record is from the annotation of a GenBank genome assembly. Lineage: Eukaryota; Viridiplantae; Streptophyta; Magnoliopsida; Malpighiales; Linaceae.
AAGGUUCGAGAUAUUACAUUGGGUCUCAUAAAUAUUUGGGGUUCAUAUCAAAAGUUGGAACGGAACCGGGACGGUUUCAAGAAGCAGCAAUGUGAUUAAGAGAGAGCGGGUACACGUGGACGGGACUGGCACCGGCUUUUGACCUGAGCCGACACAUUAUCCGCCUGCCACGUGCACUUCCCUCUUUUUCUGUUUUCUUUUAUUUGGGUCAAUACUUCCGCUUUCCUUCCUUUUCGAUUUUUUUUUUGCUUCCGCACCUGAUGCUCCAUGCUGAUGCCUACCUGACGUCAUCCCGAGUCCGCUUCUUGGCCUUCGGAGAACUGCCAGUCCUGCCCUUCCAUCUAUACGAAUACGACCAUUUCAUUGCCUCACCAUUGACAUGAAGGAAAAAAGGAAUAGGUGAAAAAUGUCAUCACAAAUUUUAUUCACUUUCCCUUAAAUAAUAUGAUAAUAGUAUAACUAUCGAUUGGUUUCAUAAGGCUUUACAACACAUGCAAUAUCCUCUAAUAAAUUGUGGAUACCAUGUACCAAAACUAGACUUAUGGUUCAAAAUUUAUUUCUAAAUAAUAUAAAAUGAAAAUCUUUAAUGCCGAUUCGAAUAAAUCAUAAGCUUAGUUUGGCCCUGCGGUAGUUUUUGCAGAAGCAGAUUCUGGCUGGUGCUUUUAGAUAAGUACUUUAAAAAAAAACAGUUGAGUGUUUGGCUAUAAAACUAUUAGAAGUGCUUUUUAAUAUGAGAGUUUGUGUACAAUGACUAUAAAUGACUUAUAAUAUAAAAUAUGAAUAAAAAUUAUAAACAAUAAAACAUAGUCAAAAUGGAUCUUGUUAGAUUUCUUUUAUAUUAAAUAAUAUGAUUUUACAAUUUAUUAUAUUUUAAAAUGAUAUAAAUGAAGAAAAAUUAUAUUUUCUGAAAUAAAAUUAAAAUAUGGUAAGGAUAAUCUUGUAUUUUCAAAACAGCUUUUUGCAGAAGCUCAAAAUCGGAGCUUCGGCUUUUAUGUUAUACAAAAGCGCUUUUUCGGCUUUUCAAAAGCCGAGCUUUCAGAGGUGUUUGGCCCUGCUUCAGCUUUUGAAGCCGAAAAGCACUUUUCAAAGCCGAGCCAAACAUAAGCAUAAUAUUGUUGCUUAAAAAAUAAAAUCUUAACAUUAUUGAAAUAAAAUUAUUUAUGAGCUCUUGAAAAUUGAAAUACAACGUUUGAUCUAUGGAGAGAUUGAAUCGCCUUUCUAUCAUCUAACUUUUUUUUUUCUUUAGAAGCAGGGUGAAUUCAUGGCCUCGAUAACAGCAAAUGCAGAUUUGCAACUUUCCCGAUCCCCAAUUUCAAACCCAACGGUUCACUCUUGAUCAAUGAAGAAGAAGACUGAAGUGGCGUCGUUUUUGUUUCAAGCGAGCAGCUCUCCACAACGCUGUCGUUUCGUUUAGUUUCUUUGCUGUUGUCAAACGUUGUCGUUCCAGUCUUUCGUUUUCCCUUUUGCUUUCUGCACAAGUACUUUAUUUCCUAUCCAAGCUACCAAACAAGAGUGUGGAGCUGGUUGUCUUCUUGCUUGUAAUCAGCCUAUAUAAGGCAGAGAUGAAAUGAAAGAAAAACAAGCUUUAGGGUUUUCAGUUCAACCUGGUUGUUAUGGUAUCAGAGCCAUUCUUCCAGACCUAGCCGCCGCCGCCCGCUCUGGCUGAAAACCAAGAAGAACACGCUGCUGCUCAAAUGCAGCAAAACGAUGACAAUGCUGCUCCUCACAUUGUCUACCAGAGGGAAGAUCCAUACUUCCUCCACGGUUCAGAGCAGCCAGGCUCCCUCCUGGUUGCAGAUCGCCUCAACACAACAAACUACAAUGAUUGGAGUGGCGCUAUGUUCAAUGCACUUGCAGCAAAGAACAAGCUAGGCUUCAUUAGUGGAACCAUACCACAGCCUGCAGAAACAGAUCCCAAGUAUGGAGCUUGGAUCCGGAACAAUGUUAUGAUAUUAAGCUGGAUUCAACAGUCAGUAGAUUCAGAAAUCAGGAAGACUAUUCUCAACAUCAAGUCAGCAGCAGAAACAUGGAAAAGCCUUCAAACAAGGUAUGGAUCUGGAGAUAUUGUUAGAGUUGCUGAACUUGAAGAAGCCCUUUCCACCUUGAAACAAGGUAAUCAGACUAUCACAGAAUACUAUGGGAAUGUCAUCACUCUUAGGGAUGAGCUUGACAAUUAUCAACCUUUACUGCCUUGUGACUGUACUCCUACAAGUCACUUAGACUGUCUUGCCAUGAAAAAGGUCUUGGAAUAUCAGGAAACUAAUUAUGUCAUCAAGUUUCUCAGAGGGCUCAAUGAGAAUUUUUCUGGAGUUAGAUCUCAAGUUCUGUUUGGGGAUGAUCUUCCUAACAUCAACAGAGUUUUUGAAAGAAUGUUACAGCCUGAACGUCAGCUCUAUGGCACUCAAACAGGGAAGAUGAUUGCUUCUGUUCACACAGAAAACACAACCUUAGCCAUGCCAGGCAUCCUGAGAAGGCCUACCCUCCCACAGAAAAGACCCUUCUGCACCUUUUGCAAGAAAGAAGGUCAUACAGAGGAUACUUGUUAUCAAAAACAUGGUUGGCCACCUGGUUUUGGUACUCGACCUCCUUCUUCUGUUCCUCCUAGGGUGAUUGAAUGCACCUUUUGCAAGAAACAUGGCCACACAGCUGAUAUAUGCUUCAGGAAGAAUGGUUUUCCCUCUGAUUUUGCAUCCAGAACUUCCACUUCAGGUUAUGGCAGAGGUAGAGGAAGGGGUUAUGCUAACACUGCUAGUUCUCCUCACCAGGAAGAUGAGAUCAAACUCACCAGAUCUGAGUAUGAAAAGUUGAUGAACCUCAUGUCUUCUCAAAAGGGCCAAUCUUCUCAUGCUGCUGCUGCCUUUGUCACCAACAGAGGUAACAUUUCCAAUUGUCUCUUAACUGGCUCUAUGGUCAAUACUAUUUCCCAUACAAAAGACAAUUGGAUACUUGACACAGGGGCUUCUGACCAUAUAGUUUUCUCCCUUUACUAUCUUAAUAAUACUCAGCUCCUCUCAAAUGCCUUUAUUACCCUACCAACUGGUGAGCAGAUACAGGCUACACAUACUGGCACCAUUACCUUGACUGAGAAUCUAAUCCUCUUAGAUGUUCUCUAUGUUCCCACAUUCACCUUCAACUUGAUUUCUGUCAGCAAGCUUACCACCACCAACUCUUUAAGCCUAACUUUCCAUUCUAACCUUUGUCUCCUACGGGAUCUCAAGCAGAUGAGAGUGAUUGGUUCUGCUAGAUUGCUCAAUGGCCUCUACUACCUAGAAGUACCUAAUUCACCUAAACACAUCUCAGCUGUCAGGUCUCCUUCCACUGAUCUGUGGCAUUUUAGAUUAGGUCAUGUAUCUCAUUCUAAAAUUCCACUCCUCAACCAAUUUUGUACCUCCAUCAAAACUCAGAGAGACUUACCUUGUGAUGUUUGCCACUUUGCAAAGCAAAGAAGGCUUCCUUUUCCUUCCAGUCAGUCUGUAACCCAUUAUGUUUUUGAACUUCUUCAUGUAGACAUAUGGGGUCCCAAUCCCGUUCCUACUUAUGAUGGAUACAAGUACUUCCUAACUAUUGUGGAUGACUAUUCCCGAUUGACUUGGAUCAUUUUACUUGCUGCUAAAUCUGAUGCUAGGCCCAAACUCAUUGCCUUCUGCACUCAAAUGCAGAGGCAAUUUCAAACUUUGAUUAAAAGGAUCAGAAGUGAUCAAGGUAGUGAAUUUCACAUGGAAGAUUUUUUUCAAUCCACAUGCAUUUUACAUGAAAUGUCCUGUGUUGAAACCCCUCAACAAAACAGCAAAGUUGAAAGGAAACACCAACAUAUCCUAGCAGUAGCAAGAGCCUUAAAGUUCCAAGCCAAUUUCCCUACCACUUUCUGGGGUGAUUGCAUAAAACAUGCAGUGUUCCUCAUCAACAGGGUACCUUCUACUGUCAUUCAAAACAAAACACCCUAUGAACUUCUCUACCUCAAACCUCCAGACCUUACCAAUUUGAAAGUCUUUGGUAGCCUAUGUUAUGCCAGUACUCUAGGGAAUCACAGGACCAAAUUCCAACCUAGAGCUAGGAAAGGUGUUUUCUUGGGCUACCCUGUUGGAAUCAAAGGAUAUAGGAUUUAUGACCUCACCUCCCAUGAAAUUUUUAUUUCCAGAGAUGUCAUAUUCUAUGAUACUGAAUUUCCAUUCAAAUAUCCAGAUUCUACUCCUCCUCCUCCUCCUCCUACUGAUCCAACUGAUCCUGAUUACCUUUUUCCUAUUCCAUCUACUCUUCCCAGCACAUCAAAUGAUACAUCAGACCCUCCUUUUGAUCAACCCCCUAAUCCACCCUCUCCUUCUUCACCUACUCAGAAUCCUACUGAACCAAUGCAAACACCAUCUCCUCCAUCCUCUCCUGUUUCUCCCUCUUCUCCUACUUCUGAUACUACUUUCCCUUCCUGUUCAGCCUCUCCAUUGGCUACUCCAUCUUCCCAUUCUACUCCUACUCCUCCCCCACAUCCUCCUAUUCCCCUAAGAAAAAUCUGACAGACCUACUAAACCACCACCUCACCUUGUAAAAGACUACCAUUGUUAUUGAUAACGAUGUAAUUGCACAUAUUUGCGCCCCUAGUUCUUAUCCGUUUGAGGGGCAUAGUCGUGUGUUUUGGCCUAUUUUACGCCGGGUUGUGCUAUUUUGUCAUUUUCAGGUCUCAGAUGUCAAAGGGAAGGCUAAGCGCGAGUUUCGGGGCAUUCGGAGGUCAUUUCGUCAAGCUGGAGCCAAAACACGGGCACACCUAAAUCAUUACACGGCCGUGUUCUGGUGGCCGUGCUUUUUAUGCCGAGAGCUAAUUGAUUUGGCAAAUUCAGCUGCAAACACGGGCUGAAAGCACGGCCGUUUUCAGGCAAAGCACGGCCGUGCCCACUGCGAAACACGGUCGUGUUUCUCCCAACACAUGGCCAUGUAAUUAACACUAGCCAAAGCACGGGCGGGCUGAGGCAUUACACGGCCGUGUUCUGGUGGCCGUGCUUUUUAUGUCGAGAGCUAAUUGAUUUGGCAAAUUCAGCUGCAAACACGGGCUGAAAGCACGGCCGUUUUCAGGCAAAGCACGGCCGUGCCCACCGCGAAACACGGCCGUGUUUCUCCCAACACAUGGCCGUGUAAUUAACACUAGCCAAAGCACGGGCUGGCUGAGGCAUUACACGGCCGUGCCCUCGACCGUGCUUUGGCCACUGAUGCCCUUUUAAGCAGAUUUUCAGCCAAACAGAAGGGGAUUCGAGUUUUAGAGAGAGAGAUCAGUUCCUAGAGUGAGAAAGCGACGAACAAGAGUCUCCAAGUGCCCUAGAUUGAUCUUCAACACCAUUGGAGGCCAGCUUGAGCUUGGAGGAGUGCCAAUCAACGUUCAGGAGCAGGAAUCCAUCCUUCACAGUAUGAAUUUCGUGCCUGAUUCUGCUUUUGCUUUCUUCUCCAUGGAGUAAAUCUCCCAUUCAUCUGGGUAUGGAGAACCCUAGAUUUGUAUGUUAGGCUUUGAUUGUAUGAACCCAAGUACUGAUUCUAUGAUUGAUUAUAUUCGAUUGAGGUUUGAAUGAUUGAAUGACUUGAAUCCUGAUCAAAUUCCUGUUGUUUCUGCUUUAACCUAGGAUGAGAAUAUCUGCCUAGGUUAAUAGAGUAUCCUUGAUUGAAGGUAGGGAGUUGGUGACUUUAGUCGAGGAACCAACUCACUAUUCUGUACCGGAUUUACUCCGGUAGUGGAGGUUUUGUUCUUAGGGCCUCAAUCUGUCUACUCCGGUGGAGGUUAGUCGCCCGCUAGAGAUUCAGAUUGAGAGGGUCUGAAGACCUUUAGUCGAGACUUCAGGCUGUUUAAGAAUCUUCCGCAGUAUAACUUUCAUAGAAACUGAACUUGGUAAUUACAAUCCGGCUUAACUGCAAUCUAGGGGGAACCAUAUCCGGGUGACCUCUUUAACCUGAAUACAACAGUUUACUUGUU